Messenger RNA from Lathyrus sativus (Indian pea), 960 nucleotides. The record is from the annotation of a GenBank genome assembly. Lineage: Eukaryota; Viridiplantae; Streptophyta; Magnoliopsida; Fabales; Fabaceae.
AUGGAAGAGGCCAUGAGUUUUAUGAUGCAUGCAUUUGAAUUGGCAAAAAAUCUUGAACUAGAAUUACCCAACAUGGCCAACAACCCUGAGAUUCUAUAUUUAUCCAUUCAUGAGGUAGAAAAAGCGUAUAGUGAUGCCAAAGAAAGAGUAAUGAUGAUGUUGUCGUCGUCAUCUUCACAACAUAACACAGCAAAAGGUUCUGGUUCCUUUGGUCAAAUUCUGUCUCAUGAUGUUUUCAUGCAGAAAAAACAGCAUGAUCAAGUCAUGCAUGCAGAUCCAAUGGAUCAAUUUCUUCUAAUGCAACACCCUUUUGAUGUGAGUGUUUUGCUUGAGAAUAAGAUGAUAAGUGGUGGUGCUGAUGUUCAAGGAAUAGAAGCACCACCAUCAUCGUCACGACCGAAAAAAAGUAGGAAGAAUGAUUUGGGGAAGAGAACACAGAUGUUUCCAGCACCUCAAAUUGGAAACACUGAGAUGCCACCAGAAGAUGGCUUCACUUGGAGAAAAUAUGGCCAGAAAGAGAUACUUGGCCGCAAGUACCCAAGAAGUUACUAUAGAUGCACACACCAAAAAUUAUACCUAUGUCCAGCCAAGAAGCAAGUGCAAAGGCUUGAUGACAAUCCUAACAUAGUUGAAGUAACAUAUAGAGGUGAACACAUUUGUCACAAAUCCUUAACAGCACCAUCAUCCUAUCCACCACCACCAAACCUACUUGCAAACCCUAAUGCUACUACUCAAACUCAAACUACCAUUUUCUCCGAGAGGUGGCGGACUUCGUUGAAUAUCGACCUAGGGGAAGGAGGUGGUAUCGGUGGAGCCUCUAAUCCAAGAUUUGGCGUUGAAUACGCGGUGGCCGAGAUGGCGGAUGCAAUGUUCAAUUCAGGCAGUAGUAGUGGAAAUAGUAUGGAGUUACUCUUUCAACCAAGUGAAGAUAAAUAUGAGCAUGAUGAAAAGGAAGAUUGA